AGGUCUUGCCUGUAAUAGAGUCACAAGAAUGUCGCGGACGCAGCUGCUCAGGCGUCUGCUUCCCGGCGUGCCCGGCACGCCUGGCCUCUUCUCGCAGUCUUGCACCGCUGUGCCAAAUGGCCUGCAGCAGUGCGGCUUUUUCAGCAGCCACGAGGAGGAGCAGAAGCAGCAAAGCAGCCUGCAGCCGGCUUCCUCGUCGCUCGUGCAGUUCGCAAACAUUGUCAACAGGCCCAUGCCCGUGCCGCUUGCCACCGCUGCGGGCUUCGCUGCCUCCCCUCUCAUGGCAAUGCCAGCUCGGCGAGGCGCGGGCGUGAUGGGAGUCAGGCGUCCAGCUCUGCCAAUGCUGCCCGGCAUGGGUCCCACAACCACGCCCUCUGCAGCCCUGGCCCGCUCUUACUACACAGAGGGCGAGAUUUUCGGCACCACGUUCAUGUACACCACAAACAUGAUGUUCUGGGCCGGUAUCGUGGGCGCGGUGGCAUUCAGGCGCAACCUCAUCAUCCUGCUGCUCAGUGCGGAGACGGUGAUGCUUGCCUGCAACAUGAACUUCCUGUUCACAGCCGCUUACCUCAACGACAUCACCGGCGCUAUUAUGUCAAUUACCAUCACCACCAUCGCCGCGUGCGAGACGGCCAUCGGCCUGGCGCUGUGCGUGGCGUACUUCCACAUGCGCUCGGCGACGGACGUGGAGGCGCUGAACAUGCUGAAGUAGAUCGGCGGGAGCUAGCAUGGGCAGCAACAGCAGCCGGAGCAGCAGCGACAGGCGUGGCGGGGGGGCCGAAACGCGUGCGGGCACAACACGCGUGCAGCGACGUUCCAGCAACGGCGCGGGCCGCAUGGCGGCCGCUGUGAGCUAGCGCAGCUGAAAGCAGAUGGGGGUCUGGAACGGAGCCAGCUGGCGCGUGGCAUGGGCACUGCUGCUAGCCGUGAUGGAGCUAUGAGCGCCUCUCAGCAACGGUGCGGCGGGAGUGAGCUUAAUGCGGAUGACGAGCCGUGAUACUGGCGGGCCUGGGGUUGGCAAGGGCAAGGGGCGAGCCUGCCAGCUGCCUUGGGGGCCUUGGGGCUACAUGAGGCAGGUGCUUGCAUGCAAAGCAACUUGUUGCGAGGGCUGGAGGCAUUGGCAGAGACUCCGUGAAUAGCCGAGAGCGGGCUGCGGUGUCGGGGUUGGCAAGAUGGCGCGCUUGGCGCGACACAAGGCUGCGGUGUGCCGUGCAAGGCGUCCGGCCAUGUUUGGCUUGCGUGCACGCAGAGGCAAUUGUGACAGGCUUAUUGCAUUAGGGCUUAAUGGCAUUUUGACUUGAGACAGUACGGGGUGGUGAUGAGCGAGGGGUUGAAAUAGUCCAGAAGUUGUAGAUUCUUACAGCAGCAUGUGGAGAGCGCAUGCUGCAGACAGUGCCUCAGGCAUUGUAGAAUUAAGGUGGCAGUGGAAAUGCACCAAGGUGGCAGUGGAAAUGCACCGACGAUUGCAGGAACAUGGGUAGGGGGUUUGGUGUGAUGCUGUACGUCGGGGCGAGGAGCCGGGAUUGGAGGCCUGGGGGAGACGUGGGGAAGCACUGCCACUGCCUCGUCCAGUGGACGGGCUGGAUGCUCAAUGGGUGUAAACCGCGCAUAGU
This is a messenger RNA of Chlamydomonas reinhardtii, 1613 nucleotides long. RefSeq lists its product as uncharacterized. Gene Ontology annotation, biological process: ATP synthesis coupled electron transport. Gene Ontology annotation, molecular function: NADH dehydrogenase (ubiquinone) activity. Bases 29 to 712 code for a protein of 227 amino acids. Lineage: Eukaryota; Viridiplantae; Chlorophyta; Chlorophyceae; Chlamydomonadales; Chlamydomonadaceae. The transcript is spliced from 2 exons. The record is from RefSeq and is a predicted model, not a curated record. Gene Ontology annotation, cellular component: NADH dehydrogenase complex.